Messenger RNA from Mus musculus (house mouse), 2797 nucleotides. It is a transcript of the gene Lrrc63, whose product is annotated as leucine rich repeat containing 63. Bases 438 to 2354 code for a protein of 638 amino acids. The transcript has 10 exons. The record is from RefSeq and is marked validated. Lineage: Eukaryota; Metazoa; Chordata; Mammalia; Rodentia; Muridae.
GUAAUUCGGCUGUAGCAGGGCUUGGGGAUGCUGCUAAAGGAGCUGCGUCCAGCACAAACAUGGAAUUAGACCUAACUGGAGACCUCGCUAGACAGUCACUGGCAGCCAGGACUCAGGGAUAAAGGAGAUGGACGUGGGAAAUCUGGUCUGUGUGCUUGAAGGCAGGGUCCGUAGGAGCUGGACACUUGGGGACUGGGGGGUGGUGAUGGGGUCUCCCCACCAACUAGAAAAGGAAACUUGUGGCGGGCGGGCACGCGCUACCAGCCGACAAAUCAGGAGCGAGCGCUGGCCUGCAGUUACCUUUCGCGGGUAAACCGCUCUUCUGCACCGCACCAGGGUUCCCUGCCUGCCGGGCAUUCCGCGGAGCUGCACUGUGCCAGGCACUUUUGAGUAACGAUUCGUUCUCAGGAAGUUCAGUUCUCACUUAACCAGCAGCUAUGAAAAAGAGCAUUUAUCGCUCACUCAAAACCCAGCAGCAUCCACUACUUCUGCGAAGACCCUUACCUCCAAAGCUCCCUAAAGUACCUUUAUUAAAAAAGAAAGUUCGUAUAGUACAUACAGUUAAGGCUAGAGAACCGAAGGAGGAGACCUAUGGAAAGUUCGAUCCUGAUGAAAGUGCUUUCGUGAAAAUGGAUCAAAAUGUUUCUCAAUCACAAAGACCUACCAGCACUCAAACCAUCUGUCUUGACUAUGACCAUAAGGCACUCGAAAGAGUGGUUAACAUUUUUCCACAUCAACACCGUGUUCGCCGUUUUCACUGGAAGGUCCCAAAGAGCACCGCUGGUUCCAUGUUCAUUCCAAGAUGUCUGUCGGCGUCUUCCAGAAUUUUUAAGAAUACGCUAUCCCAAAUGAAAAAAAGAGCCAAGAAGUCCUCGAAAAAGGAAGUCAAAGAAGAUGGGUAUCUCACUAAAAAGACAUUUAACACUUUAGUUCUUUCCAAGGAGUUUUCCAAACCUUCACCCACUUCUUACUCUAGAUUCAUCGCAUCUAAGUUUAAGCCACUAGGUACCCAGUUUCACCCUGCACCAAAGAUUUCAGGCUAUAGUCAAGAGCUCCCUCUUCUCAGAGAUGUAAAGAGGGCAGCACUCAGCCCUGUACCUAGCACUUCAUCUGUAAUACCUGAACCGCAGUGGUCUGAACGGACACACCCUUCGGCAGCCCCAAGUAAAGUGGUACUGAACACUGGCUCACUCCCGCCAGCCCGUUCUCUGCCAACGCCUGUUUUGCCAAGAAAACCUCUAAGACAGGCUAUGAUAGAAAAUGCUGCUGCUGCUGCUGCCGCUGCCGCCGCCGCCGCCGCCGCCACCACCACCACCACCACCACCACCACCACCACCACCACCGCUGUCACCACCACCGCUGCAGUGAGUGGAAAAACAGAAGCCCACAAACCGCCUGAAACUGUUCAGAGAACCACCAGAACAAUAGGCCCAGAUGCCCAUGUCUUACGAGGGGAAGGCUUUAAGGCUGUUGCAGCAACACGCUCUGAAACAGUACUGGCGCUGACCACCCUGGCCAUAAUAAAUUGCCAAAUAUAUGGAAGAAAUGCACUUAAUCUUAAGGGAUUCUUUCUAGCAAACUGUCCAGACUUAACACCUGUGGCUUUUCAAUUGGUAUACCUUAAUUUAUCAUUUAAUGACUUAAACCAAUUUCCUAUAGAAAUACUUUAUCUUCAAAACCUACAAGUACUGAAAUUGAGAAAUAACCCUAUCAAAGAAAUUCCUUCUGAAAUCCAUCUAUUGACAUACCUUAGGAUUUUCUCCAUUGCCUUUAAUUAUAUUACAAAGCUUCCUGAUGGGUUAUUUUGCCUGAAUUAUCUUGAGGAGCUCGAUGUUUCCUACAAUGAAAUUGAAAAUAUUUCAAAUGAAAUCCAGAAACUCAGAUCACUUGAAAAACUGAUUGUUGAUGGGAAUCCCAUAACGUCUUUUCCACCUGGGAUUUUGAAGCUUAACUUGAUCAAAUUACAAAUUGAAAAUACAUUCACUUGUUCUCAGUUUUGGUUAGAGAGUUCCUGGAAUGACCCCCAACAACUUACUCAAAUUUGCUCCUUGUUCCUUGUUAAAAAUAAACUGUUGGAUUACAUCCCAGAUGCAGUUCGGAAGUCUCUUAAAAGCACAUCUGAAUGUGAUUGGUGCCAUGGUCCCAAGUUUGGUGAAGGUUUCCGCAUCAUCCGAUCCUGCGAUAUCUUUGGAGUAUCACAUGUCCCCAUUAUGUUCCAUGUCUGCUCCUCUACUUGCUAUCGGGACAUCAGGGAAACCAGCUUUGUUUUAGAAGGUUUCCCUAGUAGAAGAAUAGCUCUACAUAUGGACUGGGUAAAAGAGAGCAAAGUCAGCAAUGUCUCGUUCUAUUUGUAAAACCCACAAAUAUUUCUGUAUAAGUAAUUCACCUCUUAGAGCACGGGUUCUGCAAGGAGGGACCCAUGGUUCUUCUCUGCUGAGUUCUCUCUGAUCCUCCUCCUCACGAAAGCCUGAUUGUUAGAAAUCGGUGCUGAGCUCUGACUCAAGGAGUAGGAAAGGCCUUUGGAGUUCAGUAGGGACCUUGAGAAGUUCCUGGAGAACACGUUUAUAGUAAAGGGGGGGGGGGGUUCAAAACAUUUGCCAAAAGAACUGCAUCUUAUACUUUGUCUUUUCAUGGACCUAUAUUCAAUGACAGGCUAGCAGCUUGAAGCCAUUAUGGGGAACUAUGUUGCACGAGGCCACAAAGUUAUGUGUCCAGGUACUAAAUGUUAGCUCGUGCACCCUCCUCAAUGCCAACCGGCUGGUUUUCUUCUGAGAAUAAAAGAUUAAUUGCAAACUGA